This is a messenger RNA of Jatropha curcas, 1670 nucleotides long. RefSeq lists its product as uncharacterized. Gene Ontology annotation, molecular function: core promoter sequence-specific DNA binding; RNA polymerase II general transcription initiation factor activity; protein heterodimerization activity. The record is from RefSeq and is a predicted model, not a curated record. NCBI's taxonomy places the organism in Eukaryota, Viridiplantae, Streptophyta, Magnoliopsida, Malpighiales, Euphorbiaceae. Gene Ontology annotation, cellular component: nucleus.
AUUCUCAAUUUUCUCAUUUUUUUGUGUUUGUCAAACCUGUACGGACGGAUAUUCCGUGGAAACGAGAGCCUGUUUUUUUAACAAGUUUAUGGAUCUGAAGAGGGAUAGCUUGUAGAUUUUUCGUGCGAUAUCCAAAUUCAAUUAUGAAGAAAUGAUUAUGAUUUGAAAAAAUAUCAUUUCGAUCUUCUUUUUGGCUGUUUUCGCUUUCUGCUUCAGCUUUUGUAAUUAUUUAUUUCUUAUACAUUUUUUUUAAUUUAAAUGCUCCAAAUCUGACAAGCCAUGAGGAAGAAGCUCGACACCCGUUUCCCAGCUGCUCGAAUAAAGAAGAUAAUGCAAGCUGAUGAAGAUGUUGGGAAGAUAGCGCUAGCAGUGCCUGUUUUAGUUUCUAAAGCAUUGGAAUUGUUUCUACAAGAUCUUUGUGAUCGUACAUAUGAAAUCACUCUUCAACGAGGAGCAAAAACUAUGAGUGCAUUGCAUUUAAAACAUUGUGUACAGAGCUACAAUGUGUUUGAUUUCUUGAGAGAUAUUGUCAGCAGGGUUCCUGACUAUGGUCACGGUCAUUCUGAUCACUCUGCGGAUCAUAGACCCCUGCAAAAGAGGAAACCCAUUGGGGAUGAAUGCAAUGAUAGCGAUGAAGAGUCAAAGAGAAGCAGGAUGCAUGAAACGAGCCAUGCUGGCAGUAGUGGCAGAGGGAGAGGCCGUGGCCGAGGAAGGGGCCGCGGGCGAGGCAGUCGAAAUGUUGAACGAGAGUCUUCUCAUCGUGAGAUUGAAUCUGAGCCCAGCACAGCUCUUCAACAGAGCAUAAAAGUUAACUCAAAUCCUGGUAUUGCGGUGGAUAAUGGAUCAGAAUCAAAGGAGUUGUUGAUGGAAGAUGCGGUAGCCAGUGAUGGUGCCAAUGCAUCAGAAAGAAACUUCGAUCUGAAUGCUGAUGUUAUUGAGAAUGAGGACAGUAAGGCUACAGCAGCAGCAUCAGCAGCAGCAGCAGCAGCAGCAGCAUCAGCAUCAGCAUCAGCAUCAGCAACAUCACCGUCAACAUCAACAGCAACCGCAACAGCAGGAGCAGCAGUGAUAGAUAGCUCAGCAGCCGUGCCUGCUACUGACACUAACCGCGAAGAAUAUCCAGGUUGGUCACUCUCUGAAAUGGACAAGAUGCCCUUUGAUCCUCUUCAGCUUGCACAACUUGGCACAAGAUUAGAUGAAGAGGAGGAAGAUUACGAUGAAGAAGGCUAAUUGACCAGUAGUGAGGGCUUCUAGUAAACAGUUAGUGGUUCAGUUCUGAUUAAAAGGGUGUGAAGACAAGGGGAGAAAGCAGCAGAAGGUGAAGUGCAGAACAUAGCAUAUUAGGAAUGAACGCGUCUUUUGUGACAUCCUUUCUGAGAAAGAAUGGAAUGAAAUGAUCUCUUCCUUUUGUCUCUCUUUAUCAAUCUUCUGUCAUGCAAUCUCCUAAAUGUCAGUGCUAUAUCCUAACAACCCUUUCCAGUAGUAAAUUUGCUGAAAAUCUCAGAAAAAUUAGUAUGUGUGUUUUUAAUAUCUAAUGUAGGAUGAACACAGCAGCCCUGGCAGUAGAAGUUGCUGUUUAAGAUUGUCGUGUAUGAUUUCUUUUUCAAUUUUAGUGCAACCUCAUUUCAUUAGCAUCCUUAUGAAUGAAUGAUCAGCAACUUUCAAGACUA